Suncus etruscus (white-toothed pygmy shrew) is the source of this 2923-nucleotide messenger RNA. RefSeq names its product carnitine palmitoyltransferase 1C (gene CPT1C). The coding region runs from base 280 to 2625 and encodes 781 amino acids. The record is from RefSeq and is a predicted model, not a curated record. Gene Ontology annotation, molecular function: carnitine O-palmitoyltransferase activity. Gene Ontology annotation, cellular component: mitochondrion. Gene Ontology annotation, biological process: carnitine metabolic process; fatty acid metabolic process. The transcript is spliced from 20 exons. NCBI's taxonomy places the organism in Eukaryota, Metazoa, Chordata, Mammalia, Eulipotyphla, Soricidae.
GCCAGGUUGAAAUUGACAAGCUCCGCACUGGAACUCCUCGCGAGGCACCGGGAGGCCAGACAUCGGGCUUGCUGGAUGUCGGGGAGCCGGGCGGCAGCUCCGCAGGCCCCUCGAGCGAGUCGCCGGCUCGUCGCUCCGGGAUCGGGCCUAUGCCAGGGGGCAGGCGACUCGGCGAGGGUCGCGGCGCUCGGAGGCGGGCUGGGGGCGGGCUGCCCGGGCUGAGUCUCCAGGUUCCGACCGGCGAUCCGGACCCCCUGACUCGUCGCGGCCCCAGCAGCCAUGGCUGAGGCGCACCAGGCCGGGGGCUUCACAUCGUGGUCCCCUAGUUCCGCCGAGCUGGACACACCGGUGUUGCGGGAGGUCUACCUGGCGGGUCUCCGCUCCUGGGCGAAGCACCUCGCCCGCUUCUGGCACGAUGUCCUCAGCGGCGUAUUCCCCGGCAGCCCCCUGAGCUGGCUCUUCCUCUUCGGUGCCAUCCAGCUUGCCUGCUUCCUCCAGCUGGACCCCUCUCUAGGACUCAUGGAGAAGAUCAAGGAGUUGCUCCCGGGCUGGGCCGGACAGCAGCACCACCAGUUUCGGGGCAUCCUGGCCGCAGCACUCUUUGCUUCCUGCCUGUGGGGCGCCCUGAUCCUCACUCUGCACUUGGCCCUGAGGCUGCUCCUGUCCUACCACGGCUGGUUCCUGGAGCCCCGCGGAGCCAUGUCAUCCACCACCAAGACCUGGCUAGCCCUAGUUCGUAUCUUCUCCGGCCGCCACCCAAUGCUUUAUAGCUACCAGCGCUGCCUGCCACGCCUGCCCUUGCCCGAGGUGCAAGACACAGUGCAGAAGUACCUGGAGUCCAUGGAACCUGUCCUCUCCAAGGAAGACUUCCAAGAGACAGCCGCCCUCGCACAGGACUUCCUGAGGCUCCAAGGGUCCAGGCUGCAGCGGUACCUGCGCCUCAAGGCCUGGUGGGCCUCGAACUACGUCAGCGACUGGUGGGAAGAGUUUGUGUACCUGCGUUCCCGAAAUUCAUUGAUGGUCAACAGCAACUAUUACCUGAUGGACUUCCUGUACGUGACCCCCACGCCCCUGCAGGCAGCUCGCGCGGGAAACGCGGUCCACGCGCUCCUCCUGUACCGCCACCAACUGAACCGCCAGGAGAUCCUGCCGACCUUGCUGCUGGGAAUGCGGCCUUUGUGCUCCGCGCAGUACGAGAAGAUCUUCAACACCACUCGCAUUCCUGGGGUCCACAAAGACCACAUCCACCACCGAGGUGACAGCCGCCACCUGGCCGUGCUGCACCGAGGCCGGUUCUUCCGCAUGGGGACCCACUCCCCCAGCGGCGUGCUGCCCCCGCGGGCCCUGGAGCAGCAGUUCCAGCGCAUCCUUGAUGACGCCUCACCUGCCUGCCCCCUCGAGGAGCAUCUGGCUGCCCUGACAGCUGCCCCCAGGGACCAGUGGGCGCAGGUGCGGUGCUGCCUGAAGAAGCAGUCCCAGGAGACCCUGGAGACGGUGGAAGGUGCUGCGUUCGUGGUCUCGCUGGACUGUGAACCCGCGGGGCUCAUGAAGGAGAACCCCGCAGACUCCCUCGAUGCCUAUGCUCACGCCCUACUGGCCGGCAGGGGCCACGACCGGUGGUUCGACAAAUCCUUCACCCUCAUCGUCUUCUCUAAUGGGAAACUGGGGCUCAGCGUGGAGCACUCGUGGGCAGACUGCCCAGUACCAGGACACAUGUGGGAGUUCAUGCUGGCCACCGAAUGCUUUCAGCUGGGGUACUCGGCUGACGGGCACUGCAAGGGGAGCCCAGACCCCACCCUGCCCGAGCCCCAGCGGCUGCACUGGGAUCUUCCAGACAAGAUGGAUCGGUCCAUCUCUCUGGCCCUGAGGGGAGCCCAGGCCUUGUCCGAAAACAUCGACUGCCACGUCUUCCCCUUCUCCCGCUUCGGCAAGGGCUUCCUCAGACGCUGCCACAUCGCCUCAGACAGCUUCAUCCAGAUGGCCUUGCAGCUGGCCUGCUUCCGGGACAGGGGCCGAUUUUGCCUGACAUAUGAGUCUGCCAUGACUCGCUUGUUCCUCGACGGCAGGACCGAGACUGUGCGUUCUUGCACCAGAGAAUCUUGCGAUUUCGUCAGAGCCAUGGAAGACCCAGAGAAGACGGCCCCACAGUGCCUGGCCCUGCUCCGCAUGGCCGUGGACAAGCACCAGGCCCUGCUGAAGGCGGCAAUGACUGGCCGGGGUGUAGACCGCCACCUCUUCGCGCUCUGCCUGGUGGCCCAGUUUCUCCACCAGCCAUCACCUUUCCUGGACCAGGUGCACUCGGAGCAGUGGCCUCUGGCCACCAGCCAGAUCCCUGUCCAGCAGACGCCACUGUUCGACGUCCUCAGCUUCCCUGAGUACAUUUCCUCCGGGGGUGGAUUUGGGCCUGCUGCCGAGCAUGGCUAUGGGGUCUCCUACAUCUUCAUGGGGGAAGAUGUGGUCACCUUCCACAUUUCCAGCAGGAAAUCCAGCACCAAGACGGACUCGCACCGCCUGGGCCAGCACAUCCGGGACGCCUUGUUGGAUGUCGCUUCCUUGUUCCCAGAGGGACAGAGUAUCACUGGCAGGACCAGAGGGACAGGGGACCAGGAUCUGAGGCACAGGUAGACUAGACCCCGAGUGAUAUCCAGGCUUCCCUGUCGCUGUCUACUCGAACGCGUUGCUCUGGGAGAAGCUGCCAUACCUCUCGGACCCGCAGCCGCACCCAGGUGAUGAGAUGCAGGUGAUGAAGUUACCGCCUCCUGCCAGCAGUUUCUGGGGGAUGAUGGGGGGCAUUCCCAGGGCUCCGAUUCUCCCUUUCUUCAACCCCACUCAGACCCUCGGACGAGCACAGUCCUCUGACCUUCCCAGACCACCCGCGGGCACCGGGCAGGAACUGGGAGAUAAUAAAGUUUUCUUGUUUUCA